Messenger RNA from Oryzias latipes (Japanese medaka), 1571 nucleotides. The record is from RefSeq and is a predicted model, not a curated record. Lineage: Eukaryota; Metazoa; Chordata; Actinopteri; Beloniformes; Adrianichthyidae.
UUUUAUCUGGAAGAUGAUAAAGUGCUGCCUUGAGUGCAGUAGUUGGUACUAAUUGGGGACAUUACAGGAUGGGAAUGUUGUCAUUCAUCAAACUAUAGUUCUGUGGGGAAAAAAGGAAUCUAUUCACGUUUGGUAAGAUGGACCACAUAAAUAACAACAAAGGCACUGAAGAGUGUGACCAUCGCCCACCUCCAUACAGUCCUGCCGUGUAUCCGGACCCUUCCUACACAGUAACAACUUAUCAGGUAGGGAAGGGCGACAUUUCUGUUGUCUGCCCUCCUGGACCCUAUGACAACUUAAGCUAUGCUGAGGACCCCCCAACAUAUGGAGGCUAUCCCCAGUAUGGCCAAGCUCCGCCUCCUUAUCCCGAGGUCCCGGUCUUCUGUGACUUUAGUGACAAAGCAAUCCGGAAAGGGUUCAUAAAAAAAGUCUACCUGACGCUGAUGACUCAGCUGCUGAUCACUGUUGGGAUCAUCUGUGGUUUCAUUUACUGGGACAAACUCAAGAUGUGGGUGGUGGAAAACAACUAUUUCACCUACUCCAUGAUAGCUGUAGGAUCGGUUCUCCUUGUGAUCAUGUCCAUAUUUGGCAAACUUCACCGUCAAGCACCCCUCAACUAUCUAGCCCUGAGCCUUUUUACGAUCACAGAAGGCGUGAUGCUUGGAUCUGUGACAGUGUACUUCAAGGCCGAGGCUGUUAUGUGGGCUGUGGGUGCAACAGCAUUUGUUACCUUAGGCAUAACUUUGUUUGCGUCACAGUCAAAGUUCGACUUCACCCCAGCAGCUGCGAGCAUGUGGACGUUGGCCUGGUCUUUAUUUUCCCUCUGCAUACUUUGUGCCGCCAUCCAAUCACAGUAUUUGUAUAUCGUCUACGCCUUCCUGGCAUCCUUGGUGUUUUCACUGUUCUUGGUGUUUGAUACCAUGCUCAUCCUGGGUGGGAAACACAGGCGAUAUGAAAUCUCGCCUGAGGAGUACGUGUUUGCCGCUCUCACCCUGUAUGUGGACAUUGUCAGCUUGUUCCUCAUCAUCCUGCAGUUCAUCAACCUGUGCUUUGGCAGAUAAACCCCCAAGUACCUCCUUCAUGGACAAUGAUGAUCAUGAGAUGCUAACAAAAAAAAGACAAAAUAUUUUCUGCUUUUAUGGAACAUUAAUUACACAAAUUUCUAGUAAAGCUUUGUAGACACUCUGAUUUCAAUUUUGUGUUCCUUAUAAGUGUCAAUUCUUUUUAUAUAGUCAACACCUUUCUUUCCUGUUGUUUAUCCUUCAGUUGGCACUUUCUGUGCUUUCAUUUCAGCAAAAAUAAGCUAUUAGUUGUCAUUAUUACACUUUAUCAGUUCUCAUCUAAAUGUAGUAAGAAGUUUUCUGAACUCUUUUCACUUUAGACUGUUAAAUUUUGUAGGUUUUAUAAAAAGAAACUUAGAAGUAAUACGAGAGUCUCGUAACAUAUUACAACUCUGAGUAAUAUUGUAUGGUAAGGAAUUACUUUUGAACAUUGAAAAAUAAUCCGUUAUGCAUUACAGUUUUGAAGUAACUAACACAACACUGUGCACGCCACACAUAUUAAAGCACACA